Erpetoichthys calabaricus (reedfish) is the source of this 1019-nucleotide messenger RNA. Its product is annotated as C-type lectin domain family 4 member D-like. Lineage: Eukaryota; Metazoa; Chordata; Cladistia; Polypteriformes; Polypteridae. The coding region runs from base 114 to 887 and encodes 257 amino acids. The transcript is spliced from 6 exons. The record is from RefSeq and is a predicted model, not a curated record.
AUAGUCAGUUCUGGUGGUGCCUCCCUGAUGUGAGAAAGCACAGUCUCUCUCUUCUCACCAGUGAAGGCUAGUAAAUACAAAGAGAUUCACUCACUUAGAAGCCAGUAGCAGACAUGGAAAUGGACAGCCUGUACACAUCAUUGGAUAGGCCCACCGAAGAUAAUUAUACCACCGCAGAACCAACAAGGGGCAGAAAAGCCAGACACCUGGAAGUAUCUCCAGCUCCUCUUGCUAAUGCAUUUAACAAAGGCUGGCAGUUCAAAGCGCUGCUGUACUUGGGUAUUUUACAGUUGGUUGUCAUGAUUGGACUCACUAUUUCUCUUGCAAACCUGGCCUGUCCUAAACUCUCUGCCAAUGAUAGAGUAUCAGCAAUAGACAAAUCCUGUCCUGUAAGAGACACAUUGGUGAGAGGUAAAAAAUGUUUCACUUGUCCACAGAGUUGGCUGCUGUUCAACUCCAAAUGUUAUUUCUUCUCCACUGAUAAAUUCAACUGGAACAACAGUCAAAAAAACUGCACCUUACUUGGGGGACACCUUGUGAUUAUAGAGAGCAUUAAAGAGCAGAAUUUUUUAACAGCAUUGGUGGAAAUUGAAGGUGAAGAACAGAAAAGCUACUGGAUUGGACUGACAGAUCAGGUGAAAGAAGGUCACUUUUUAUGGGUGGACAAUAAACCUCUGGACAUAAAAAAUGAGUUCUGGGGAAGAAGAGAGAAUGACAAUGGGCUAGAGCCAGACAACUGGACUCAUUGGAAGAACGGGAAUAUGGGAGAGAACUGUGUGGUGCUAAGAAAAUUACAGCGCUACAGUGGCUGGUAUGAUCAAAACUGUGUAUCAGAAAAGAAACGGAUCUGUGAGGCAGCAGCAUUAACUUUGCCAACCCAUGUCUGAAUUGUACACAGGAGCAGCUGAGUAGUCAACACAUCAGUGGGGUAAAUGGCUUCUCUGAAAUGACCAAUUGUGGCUUCUAUUGACUAUUGCUUACUGGUGAAUGCAGUGUUUUUGUGAAGAUUAAAAAUGCAA